Molecule: messenger RNA, 6383 nt
Organism: Trichosurus vulpecula (common brushtail)
Lineage: Eukaryota; Metazoa; Chordata; Mammalia; Diprotodontia; Phalangeridae
Gene: CCND2
Product: cyclin D2
Exons: 5
Coding region: 212-1084 (290 amino acids)
Biological process (GO): regulation of cyclin-dependent protein serine/threonine kinase activity; positive regulation of G1/S transition of mitotic cell cycle; mitotic cell cycle phase transition
Cellular component (GO): cyclin-dependent protein kinase holoenzyme complex; cytoplasm; nucleus
Molecular function (GO): cyclin-dependent protein serine/threonine kinase regulator activity
Source: RefSeq, a predicted model, not a curated record
AGAAAAGUUUGAAGGGAGAGCUGGAGUAAGUGGAGCAGCCCCUCUUAAAGCCUCUUCCUCAUCUACCCAUCCUGCUUCCCUCCUCUCGCACCCCCCUUCUUUUUCUAAAAGAAGGAGGUAAGAACCCCCCACCCCACCCCCCAAAACCUUUUCUAAUAUUGAGGAAAGGGGGGGGAGGGGAGGGAAGAGGAGUAAGUUUCUUGGGAACGUCAUGGAGCUGCUGUGCUGCGAGGUGGACCCCAUCCGGAGGGCUGUGCCGGACCCCAGCCUGUUGUUCGACGACCGCGUUUUGCUUAACUUGCUCACCAUCGAGGAACGCUAUCUACCGCAGUGCUCCUAUUUCAAAUGCGUGCAAAAGGACAUUCAGCCCUACAUGAGGAGGAUGGUGGCGACUUGGAUGCUGGAGGUCUGUGAAGAGCAGAAGUGCGAAGAAGAGGUCUUCCCUUUAGCCAUGAAUUACCUGGACCGUUUCUUAGCUGGGGUGCCUACUCCUAAGUGCCGUCUACAACUUCUGGGUGCUGUCUGCAUGUUCCUGGCCUCUAAGCUGAAGGAAACAAUCCCCCUUACCGCAGAGAAACUGUGCAUUUAUACCGAUAAUUCUGUCAAACCGCAAGAGCUGCUGGAGUGGGAAUUGGUGGUAUUGGGCAAGUUGAAGUGGAAUCUGGCAGCUGUGACCCCUCAUGACUUCAUCGAGCACAUUUUACGGAAGCUGCCCCUGCCGAAGGACAAGCUGCUUUUGAUCCGAAAGCAUGCACAGACAUUUAUUGCUCUUUGUGCUACAGACUUUAACUUUGCCAUGUACCCACCCUCGAUGAUUGCGACUGGAAGUGUGGGAGCAGCCAUCUGUGGUCUCCAGCUUGACAGUGAGGAUAACUCCCUCUCAGAGCAUCUCACGGAGCUGUUGGCGAAGAUUACAAAUACAGAUGUGGAUUGCCUGAAAGCCUGCCAAGAACAGAUCGAGGCUGUGUUGGUGAACAAUCUGAGGCAAGUCCGACAAGAGGAACAGCAGAGGAAUCCUACAAAGACGGUGGAUGAACUGGAUCAAGCCAGCACCCCCACAGAUGUGAGGGACGUCAACCUGUGAGGAUGCCAAUGCAGAGAGAGAAAAUGAGAGAAAAAGAGAGAGAGAGAGAGAAACAGAGAGAGAGAGAGAGAGAGAGAGAGAGAGAGAGAGAGAGAGAGAGAGAGAGAAAGAGUGAGAGAGUAGUCCUUGCUCUCCAGACUCCCAUUUGAGCGUUUUCUUACUUCGAGCGGUUUUGUUUUGUUUUGUUUUGUUUGUAUGUGUGUGUAUGUAUGUGUGUGUUUUUUUUUAGAACAAAACUUUUUUUAAUCUACUCCCACCUAGAAAUAUUUAAGGGUCUUUUAGAAAAGAGAAAAAGAAGGCUACAAAAAAAAAAGUUGAACUAUUAAAAAUAUUUGGUGCCUAUAAUGUUAAAAAGAAGGGAAUCAUGAUCUUUGUGACAAGAUACUGUUUGGUUAUGUGUAGUAAAAUGCUUAUAUGAAAGCAUACAAAGUAGCUAGAGAAAAUGUAUGCCUGCAGAUGUGGGAACAAAGCAGAUUAUACUCUAUUUUUCCAUAUUACGAACUAGUGCAUACAUCCCCGAUUUAGAUGGGAGAAAAGAACUAUGUGAUUCAUGGUUUAAUUAGAUUGCAAAGCAAUGGACUAAUGGGGUUGGGGAAAUGAGGAGGCAGUGAGGGGGCAACACAGAAAGAUAAUUAUCUCUGAUGCAAUUGAACCAUUCUGGAUGCAAAAGUUCUUUGGCUCUUAAGUCGCCUUCGGUUUAAUUGGGAAUGUAUGUUGGAUUUCUCUGAGUUAGUUGUGCCUCCUCCCAUUUGCAGCAGCUGCUGCCAAGGAAAAAAAAAGAAGAGGCUUUAUUUUGCCUGGCAGAUACAGGUGAUCGGUUUCUGGGUGUGAUAUGUCGCUCCUCCUUGAAACACACUCCACCGUUGACAACAGCACCACAUGGUUGGUGUAAGGAAAAGCCCAGUUUGGGGCCAUUCCCAGGGCUCGUGUUUUAGGGCAGAAAAACAGGACCAGAGUCUGAAUUGCUGCAGUAAUAAGGGUGAUGAGGUCUUCACAUCCUUCACCAGUCCAAAUUAAUUCCAUGGACUGAUUAACAUUUCUUAUCCACAGCUCAGCAUUAUUAUAAACCAUUCCAUUCAAAAAGCACUUUGAAAAUUAUUCUUGAGGGAUAAAUGGGAUGGUUUAUGAAAAUCAUGUGGAAUAAAGGAUAGAGAGGGGUUGAAAAAUGCAGUCCUCCUCUCCCCCCGCACCAGACUGUAGUAUUGUUUCUAGAUUGCAUCUGAUAUACUCUCUCAGUAGCUCCUGCAUGAAUGCUAGAAGAUGAGAGACACCCCAUUCAGGUGACAUUCCCAUCACAACAUUCCUGAUGAAAUUCCAAAGGAAAAAAUGUUAUUCCUGUGUCACAGAAGGAUCUUAAUACACCUACCUGCACACUUCUCCUUUGGGCCUUAAAAGAAAAAUUACUGUUAGUGCAAAAAGUCAGGUGACUGAACACCAGGGGCGCAGUGUUGUGUUUUGUUUUUUUUCCUUUUAUUUGGGGGGGGGGUGGGAGCGGGGUGGUGGUUAAUUUUAUUACAAAAUUGUAUUCAGUGUACUUGAAUUUUUUUUUCCCGCUUUGUUUCAAAGAGGGAGCAAAGGCGUUGCAUCAGCAGAAAAAAAUUUUGCACAGUUAUAUUAACAGGUGAUGCGGGCAUAUGGAGCUGUUGUUUGAAAUAUUGUUUGCAUUUUUUAAAAGAAAUCGUAAUGGGCUACUUUGAAGCAUUAUUUUAUAAACAGACUUAUGUCUGGCCAUAUGAGGGUUGAAAAUGCAAUCUUUAAAAAUCUUAGGGUAUCUUUCAUUUGUUUUUAUCUGUUUGGGGUUUUUUUUUUUGUUGUUGUUGUUUGCGCUGCUAAGAAGCUACGAUCCUUCAUUUUUAUCCACAUUAACAGUACUUAGCUGUAAUGUUUCACUGAGUGUGCUGCUAUUUUAUAAACAUUUUGAUAAUAUAUUAUUUUACGGCUUAAAUUUGAAAUCCUGAAGCAGGUGGUUAAGUUGAGCUUAUGAGUUCUGUGAUUUACUGGAAAAGCCCGUGUCUACCUUUUGUUUUUCUCUGAUGGUGUAUUCAUUUUUUUUCCUGCUCAUAUUCUGCAAAAAUGGCAUCUACUUUACCUCAGGUUUACUGGAUACAAAAUAAAAGGUUCACAUUCUUUUUUCCUAAUACCUCACAACCUUCUGCUGAGGAGCCUUUUCAAAUCCUCGAUAUAGGAGAUGGGAGAUGAUCUCUUCCUUCCCCGGAAGAAAGAAGACAGGGCCACUCUAGCCUAGAAAGGGGGCACCUUGUCCCUCAAGAACCAUUUCUGACCACGAGGACAUUGAUUUAGGCUCCCAUUUUGACUUAAGUAUUCUCAUCAUCAUAGUGGAAAAAAUACAUUGAACCCCAUGGAGUCUCUCUAGGGCAUAUAUUUAUGCACCAGCUGCUAUGCAGUGGAUUUAGAAGUUUGGUUCACCUUCAUUGACCAGGUGUUAGGAAGAGAGAAUUAAAAAUUGACCUUGGCAGCUUGUUUGCAAAUCCAUAUUUUGCAUGCCUUUAAAGAGAAAAAGCCUUCCCCUUAGCCAUUCUGUUCAUGCAGGGUCUUUUGCAAAGGGUCUCUCUCUCCUUCCCCAAUCUCUGGCCCACAAAAUGCCAAACACCAAACCCUGAAUGUAAUUUUAUGGUGAUAGUUCUUCCUACGACUAGCAAAAACCAAGGUCCUCUGCCAGUGGGUACUAAGCAAACAAAUUUCACAUGGAGGAUUUAGGUCUUAUUUACCCAACCUGAACUUGGGAUAGCUUAGGGCUCUAGGGUAGACCCAAAGGGAAAGACUGUAAGUCCGGUAAGAGCCGUCAGUGAUUAGAAUUUGUUUCCACAGAAUCUCAGAGGGAAAGAUAUACUGCUUCCCUCUUGUGAAUGAUUCCGUCACACUGGGCUUUCAGAAAGAUUCUUCGAUUAAAAGGAAUUUCUCGGGGGAAUUCUCAUCCCUCAAAUGAAGGCACAAAAUCCAAUCAGUAAGCCAGCCCCUAUUCAUUUUGGCAGGGUCUUUAUAUAAGUGAGACGGGAUCACUUUAAAAUUCACAAUGAAGAGACUUUGAAACAACAAUUGUCAAAUGGGGAAGGGGCAAGAAAUUGGGUACUUGUUCUCAACCUACCCCCACUUCCCAGACCCAGCUUUUCUGGAGCAAGCUUUUCCUUUCCCUUUCCCUUUUUACUUUUAAUAUAACAUAGGCCUCACGGGCCCUGGAGUCUGGAGGACCUAAGUUCCAAUUCAGUCUCAGACACUUGACACACUUACUAGCUGUGUGACCUUGGGCAAGUCACUUAACCCCAAUUGGCCUUGCUUUCCCCCCUCCAAAAAAAAAAUCAUAUAGGCCUGUGUAAUGAAAUAGGUUUUGCGGAGGCACACUUACGCAGAGUAAAGAAUCCUUGGUUAAGAAACUUUCUCCUUUGACACUGUUUGUUUAGGAGAAGCUUCUGUUCCAGGCUCCAGAUUGCCCAUUAACUUUAGCUUAUUCCUUUGUCCCUUAAUCCCAUCAAAAGAGUUGUGCCACCAAUUUUUUUUUCACUUUUAACCAUUCUUCCUUCUUCCUUUCUGUCCCCUCGAUUGAGAGCUGUUUAGACUUCAUUUUUUGCAUCUUGGUGCUUUCCGUCCAGUUUAGUUCAAUCCUUAAGAAACAAAACGCCAAAUACAGUACAGUAGCAUAAUAUGAUAUAAUACAGGUUCAUAAAAGCUGAGGAACCUGGAGGUAGGGACUCUCCCCACCACCAUGAACACACAGGACUCCUCCCAAGAGGGAAAAAAAGGAUAAAUACGUUCCAUGGAAGCCCAACCCCUGGGGAAUGCUCUGGGGAGUUAACUUUCAAACAGCUUACAAUGUCUACAAAUAGUAUGUCCAUUUAAUCCACAGGAAAGACCUUUUUCUGCCUCCCUUAUUAGCUAAGUCAGGGAGCCCCUCACUGGAUGCAAUGAGGGCCAAGAGGGUUGUGUCCCCAGGGCAGAGAUUUAAACAGCUAGGUCAGAAGAUGGACCUGGCUCUGAUACCACAUGCUCUCUGCAGCAUGCUGGGGUUCCCUCAAGAAGAAACUAUAUUUUUGCUUAGUUCAGAACCUUGAGAAUUUGUUUAGAUUAUGUCCUGAUGUCCAUACAAAAGACACUGUAGUACCUUAGUUUGGGGGCUUCCUUAGAGAAGGAGCAGAAUUCUUAUUCUAUAUGACUCUGAGUAGGGCUAUUGAGAAGAAAAUGACCGAUUGCACCUUAUAACAUGUAAAUAUUACUUUUCUAAAUUUAAAAAAAAUGGGUUGGAAGAUGAGGAUGGAGAGAAUAUUUGAGCAUGCCAUCUUGAGAUUGACCAGACUUCAGGACAGCAGGAUUUCUCCUGAUAUAGUUCAGCCUUUGAAGUAGUCCAACCCUGUACAUAGCUUUAAAGGGGGGUAAAUUAAAGCUAAGACUAUAAUGCCCCACCCAUUCUCCCUACCCCCUCCAGAAAUGAUAUUCAGUAUAGAAUAAAUAGAGGUCUACUAGUAUGAAACUCAAAGGAUGUUGGAGAUGUUACCAUAUUUACAUUAAAUUGGGUGCAAGAAUUCAAGAGGAACUGAAUUAUGUCAUCUACCUUGUAGCAUCAAAUGAUUUUGGACUCUAAACAAAAAUAUCUUUAAUUCAAUAAGAACUACUUCUGUACAUUUGUAUGUUACUGAUUUUUGGCUCCCUGUUGUAAAAUAACUAAAUAUAUGAUUUUGCUACAUCUUGUAGCCCUAGCUUACCCUUGCCAUACAGCCCACUUUGGUGGGAGAGAGGGUUGAACAAAAGUCCUUGAAGACUAUACUCUUUACAGCAUCCUAAAUAUUCUGGCAAGCCCCUGCCCUUAAUAAAACAGAUGUGUUUCUUGCUUCUGACCACCGCCCAUAAUUUGGCAACUCUUAAAUUCCCAUCAAAUACCAGGCCACUGGAUUUUUUCCAUUAUGUUCCAUUACCACGUACCUCAGUUAACUCAGUUGCAGAGUUUCCGGUCUUGAACUUUUUUUUUUCUGCUUUAAUGAGUGUGAUGCCGCAUCAUUUUAACUUUCUUCUCUCACAAUGGGCUCUUUAAGAGGCAUGGUUGUUGUAGAGGUGGGGGGAUGCCAGAGAGUGGCUGUCAUAGACAUGCUCCAUGUGAACAAAGUCUAGAGAAAGUGUAUGAGGUUGAGUUAUUGGAUCAGACUGUGACGUGUAGCCGAUUGCCUCUUACGAAGGCUGAUUUGUUCAGUGUUUUUAAAAUUAAUAACUUGUUCUUCCGACUAGUUUGAAGUUGGAUUUGAGAAAUGGUUUUGGAUGCAAUUAGGUAUGCUGUAUGGACAAUAAACUCACC